UGUGUGUGUGUGUUGGGGUGGGGGGAGUUCUGGUGGAGAGACACCCUCCUCCAUAGUCUGUGUGAGGAAGAAGAGGUGUGGUGGAGAAGAUCUCCAGCUCCCCUGGGGAGUGUGUGAAGAUGGGGAAGAGAUUCUCCCCGCCCCCCGAGCGUGUCAGGAAUGGAGGAUGUGAUCGAGACAACCCCCUUCCUGUCCGCUGGGUGCAUAAGAGACUACAGAAAGAACUGUUGGCUUUGCAGAAUGACCCACCUCCAGGAAUGACUUUAAAUGAAAAGAGUGUUCAAAAUUCAAUUACGCAGUGGAUUGUAGAUAUGGAAGGUGCUCCAGGUACAUUAUAUGAAGGGGAGAAAUUUCAGCUUCUAUUUAAGUUCAGUAGUCGCUAUCCCUUUGAUUCUCCUCAGGUCAUGUUUACUGGUGACAAUAUUCCUGUUCAUCCUCAUGUUUAUAGCAAUGGCCAUAUCUGUUUAUCCAUUCUAACAGAAGACUGGUCCCCAGCUCUCUCAGUGCAAUCGGUUUGUCUUAGCAUUAUUAGCAUGCUUUCCAGCUGCAAAGAAAAGGUUUUUUUUCUAUUGCAGAGGCGACCUCCAGAUAAUUCAUUUUAUGUAAGAACAUGUAACAAAAAUCCAAAGAAAACAAAAUGGUGGUAUCAUGAUGACACCUGUUGAUGCCACCAUUUUGUGAUCCUCCUAGCAGAAGAUUGUCCUACUGAGAAAAUGAGCACUUUGAUCAUUCAGUCUUUGAACUUUAACCUUUGACUGGAAGUGACCUAUAGACAAUGAAGACUACUUCCUUUGACUGCAUUUUUACUAGUGUGCAUUCUGGGCGCAUGUUGAUCGCUGGUUCAGUCCAUGCAACUGACAUGCUUUAGUCAUACAGUAUUAAUGCAGGUGUCUGGAAAUGUCAGAAAAAUUCCAUUUAUUUUUAUUUUUAAGCUUUUGGCAGAAUUCCAGGUCUUCAUGUAUUGUGCAAUAACAGUUGAACUCGUUGGCGGUUUUAUGGCAUCCACUGCCGGCAAUGGAUGUUAUACCAGGAAGUUUUGAUCCUGCUGCAAAAAAAAUUGAUUGGCUGGCAGGGUUUAUGGAAUGUUUCAGAUAUAUUGGGAUUAUAAGCAAGGGAUCCAACAUUACUUUGAAACCAUCCCAUUCUUUUAUAUUUGGAUUCUGUGCACUGUGAUCACAAAACUAGCAGCAUAAUUAACAUGCUUAGCUAAAGGACUGUAAUAAGAUCAUUACAUAUUUAUUAAAUUGUUUAUCUGCUGUCAAAUUGUUUUGACAUGGAAGGUUUUCAAGUGACAUUGGGAGAUAGGUACAUUAUCCCUAUGGUGAAAUAAAAAUACCUUUUUUGUAUGGUAGUUACUCUUAUCUCUAAUACAAAGAUAUGAGUAAUAAUUGGGUAUGAGUGGCUUAAUCAAGACUUAUUUUGGAGAUAUAAGAAGAUGGCAGCGAUAUAAUUAAAUUUGCUGCAGUCCACAAUUGGGCCUGUAAUUUGUACAUUAGAACUUUUUUCCAUGUAGAUUGCACACUGUUAAUUCCUGCUAGCCAUCAGCAUGAGCCCUACUGCCUACACAAUUUCAUUUAUUUAUGUGUUUGAAAACAAUCCAUAUAACGUUUGUUUGCUAUUUUUGUUGUGUUGUAUGUCAUGUUUGAAUGUUACAAAACAAUAUUUUGAUUGAAAAGCUUUGUCAGAAGAUAUUUUCUUGUAAAUUAUUUCUUUACCUUGUAAGCAUCAUCUUGUCUUUUAAUCCUGUACUAUAAAGAAAGAAAUACAUUUUUGACAGAGGCUUAAUGUUUUGACACAAAAGUGUGGACCUUUUUAUUUAAGUUUAGACAAAAGUAUAUUUUCUUAACUUGCUUGUCCUACAGGCAUAAUUUUUUUCCAGCUUUUCUUCACAAAAAUUUAAUUACAGCUAGAUUAACUUUUUUCUACAGAGAAAUAAUUGUUGAAAAAUAGGUAAUUGUUCUCACCACUGUGUAAUUUUAUGAUACUACAAGUAGGCUGUCUUUUUAGGAAGCACUGAUGUCUUUUAUAUACUUACUACCUUUACACAUAUGCAACAUUUCUAUAACAAUGCUGUUUUUACUGUUGCCUUAUUGUUGACUCCUUUUAAAAAAAAAAAGUAGUCAAUAAACAAAUGUCUAAAUCAAAUAACUAUUUACUUUAUUUUUAAAAUAAGAACUAGAAACAGCUAAACUUAAAAGAACAAAAAUUGGCUGAAAAUAUUGAAAUAUUUUUUUACUGCUGUAUAAUUGACAAAUUGUAUAGCCUUGUACAUACUUCUGAUGUUAUCUAAUGUUUAAAACAUAAAUUUAAAAAAGUGUAAAUGCUGAACUCAGGGUGGGUAGAACUCAAAUAGAUCAGCUUUGUACAGCCAUUGAAUUAUGGAUAUUAUCAGUAAAGUAGGGCUAUUAUACUAUCUUUUCUGUUAUAUUAGAAACCCUUUUUGGCCUUUAAAACUCAACAGUAAAAAGUAGUUGUGAAUAUAAACUUGGUGUAUAUAUCCUUUCACAAUGAACUUUUUUUUUAAAAGGGGGGGGGGGAAAUCUGUCAGUUUUUGUUGAGCCAAAAAUCACUUUGAGAAUUGAAACAGCUGUGCUCCUAAUUAUAACUAACUUGUAUUUAGCAUGAAUUUGCAGAUGUAAGUUAAUCAUAACAAUCCAGUUAAUAUCUGCAAACUGUUACUAUGCAUGAGCAGUAACUUUUUAUGAAUAUUUAAUCUAGUUCUUAUUAGCAUACCUGCUCUGUAUUACUGAUUGACUUGAUUGAUAUAUCUUUCAGAAUUCCAUGUAUUUCUCUUCAUACAGCUGGUUCACAUAAAUCAUGUCAAAUAUUCACUUGCUAAUCCACAGUAAAGAAACAGUACUAUGACACAGCUUAAUGCCUCUGAAAGAAUUGUUAUAGUGCAUCAUGUCAAAGAUUGAUGUAAUUGUUUUCAUACUGUGGAUUGUGAUAAUACAAUAUAAUGGUUUGAAGAAGCUUUAUAAUGUACUGUAUCUUAUCAAAGAUACAUGCUGUAGUGUUUAGCAUUAUACCUUGAUUCACCUCUCAGCACCAUUGUAUGGAUUAACAUAGAGAUGAAUAAGUAAAUAAUCAAAUAGCUGGCCUCAUUUAUGCUGCUGUUUUUAAAACAAAAGAAAACAUGAAAACCGUGUUAAAGUAACAUGGAUAUUCUUAUUUAAAACCAAAAAAGCAAGGUAUAUUAGAAGAGGAAGCAUAACAAGUUAACUGUCUUGGAUUCUACGUUCUGUUGCUAUUUGGUAGAUGAAAUUCACCCAGUGGAGAGGACCAGCACAAAGCCUGUGUGCCACAUAAGUCCUGAAAAUAGUGAAGUUACUCUGAUAGUGCUGGCCUGUCUCAAAAUCGGGUUUACAGUGGAUGUAAGUGGUGUUGGCCUUCCCCAGGGGUGAAUUUUACCCUGUGCGUUGAACUCUGUCAGUGGGAGUUCCUCAUAUGAAGUGGCAACAGAAUUUGCUCCAAACUACCUUGCUUUGCUUUUACAUCAAUAUUCAGAUUGUUAUACAUUUGUUUUGUGUUUAGUGUGUUUAUACCAUAACACAAUAAAUACUUAUUUUUAAAAUAGAUCAGUGCCCUUGAAUGGAAAUAAAUGUGACCCCUACAUGAUGAAGUACAGAAGCAUUUCCCGUACUUUCUUUAGAUGUCUGACACAGAGCUGUCAGAGUGAUUGCAAAAUGAUGCAAUGGAAAUCGAGAUGUUUCUGUAACACUGAUGUGCUUAACUUUUUCCUCCUCAAGUAUAUAUUGCAAAGGCCUAAGGAAAUACUUUCUUUACAUUUGAGUACUUUAACAUGGAAGGGGAGAAUAUCCACUAGAUUAUGCUGCUGCUUUGGGGCUAUUUUUUAGUUUGCGUAGAUAUUUAUAUACACUUAUGUCAUGGUUUUGGUUCCUUUUGGCAAGCACUUUAAAUACUGAAUGGGGAGAAGGAAUAUUAUAGACUCAUUUUUGUUUACUUUGUGAGGAGAGAUUUUACUUCAGAGUACAUUUUUGGAUUGUUCUGGAGACCUAUUUCAUUACAUCAGUAAAUUUGUUCAUAAUUUUGUGUGGUUCCUACUUCAUAAAGGCAUAAAAACUCAUCUUCCACUUCAGAGGAAAAGGGAAAACUCUUGGUAUCCAAAAACUAAUUCUGUGAAAAGUAAGGUCUUUUAAAUAUUUGUGAUUGGUGACAACAAAUAUUAUUUUAGAUAUUUUUGGUGUUUACCAACUUUCUUUUCUUAAAAUCUAGCACAACAUAGUUAAAAUUUGAGAUGAGUGCACAUUAAAGUGACCUUUACGGUCAGUUCUAAAAUAGAAACCAAAUGGCAGCUGAACUCCCUUUUCCUACAACUCAUUUUUGUAAGGAUCAAAAGUUAAUUAAACUGAGCAAUGGGAGGAGAAGAGAGAUUGACUUUGGUUUGUAUGUAUGUACACUUAGUUGUUGAUGUGUAAUCAUUUGGCAGCCCAAUGUUUCCACAGUUCCUACAAUGGGAAUUUUAAGGGAACGGAAUUUUGGAUAUCUUUAUAAAAUUGGAAGAGAUUGAAGGUAUUAUGUGCUUUAAACUCUCAAAAUAAAUAAUUCAUUGUCACUAAUUUAAAAAUGUUUGGCUACUGCUAUAUUUUAAUUUUGAUUUUUUUAAUAGCAGUACUGUAUAUUCUGUGCUCUUACAUAUUUUUCUUCAUUUUAUUUUUCUUACCGUUAUGCUCCUCUAUUCUGUAUUCUAAAGGAUAUUCAUCAGAUUAUUGGGCAUUCUUAGUUUAAUUUUCCAUGGUAGAUUAAACAUCUUUGGAGCUUUUUAUGUUGUAUUCCUUUUUUAAAAUAAACUUGUAGUGCAA
Messenger RNA from Mauremys mutica (yellowpond turtle), 4823 nucleotides. It is a transcript of the gene UBE2W, whose product is annotated as ubiquitin conjugating enzyme E2 W. NCBI's taxonomy places the organism in Eukaryota, Metazoa, Chordata, Testudines, Geoemydidae. Bases 120 to 665 code for a protein of 181 amino acids. The record is from RefSeq and is a predicted model, not a curated record. The transcript has 6 exons.